Messenger RNA from Suricata suricatta (meerkat), 549 nucleotides. RefSeq names its product keratin-associated protein 9-2-like. Gene Ontology annotation, cellular component: keratin filament. The transcript is spliced from 4 exons. The coding region runs from base 1 to 549 and encodes 182 amino acids. NCBI's taxonomy places the organism in Eukaryota, Metazoa, Chordata, Mammalia, Carnivora, Herpestidae. The record is from RefSeq and is a predicted model, not a curated record.
AUGACCCAGUCGUGCUGCUCCCCUUGCUGCCAGCCUACGUGCUGCUGCAGGACCACCUGCUGCCGGACCACCUGCUGCCAGCCCACAUGCUGCGGGUCUAGCGGCUGUGGGUCCAGCUGCUGCCAGCCCACAUGCUGCGGGUCUAGCAGCUGUGGGUCCAGCUGCUGCCAGCCUUGCUGCCGCCCAACUUGCUGUCAGACCACCUGCUGCAGGACCACCUGCUGCCGCCCCACCUGCUGUACCACCUGCUGCCAGCCCAGCUGCUGCAGGUCCAGCUGCUGUCAGCCCCGCUGCUGUGGGUCCAGCGGCUGUGGACAAAACUGCUGUGGCUCCAGCUCCUGCCAGCCCGUUUUCUGUACACCCGUGUACUGCACGAGAACCUGCUACCACCCCACCUGCUGCUGCCUGCCUGGGUGCCUAGCCCAGGGCUGUGGAAAUAACUGCUGCCAGCCCUGCUGCCGCCCAACCCACUGCCACACUACCUGCUGUAGCACCACCUGCUUCCACCCUUGCUCUGUGUCCAGCUGCUGCCAACCUUUAUGCUGUUGA